AUGAAGGACUACGGCGGUGCGUCGACGCUGGACGGGAUGUAUCUGGCGAAGAUUGUGCAAGAUAUGCUGCCUUCGCUCGCGGCUGUCUAUUUCUUCGGUGCCUACCUCAUCACAUCCAUUUUUGCCGACGAUAUCGCUGAUAAAAAUAAUACUGCAUCAUCUCGUCGUACAAAUAUUGCGAUCGGGUCUCUAAUAUCGACUGUCUUUCUGACUUAUGUCGCGGACUCGAUAAGUCUGCUCUCUUCUACCGCUGAAGAUGGCGUUGUCUUUCCAAAAGGUCGCCUUCUAUUCGAACUGUCGUCGGGUCUUCUCUGGUUUACCACCAUAUUGCUGUACUCAGACAAACGGCCGCAGCCAGUGUCAUACCCUUUCUAUGGCUUGUGGAUCAUAUAUCUCGUGUCAGAGAUUUCCCUGUUCCUCUGCCCUAGAGUUGUUUACCUUCCAGCAAACAUUAUUGGCCUACUAUGCCAAACAAUAAGGGUUAUUGCACUUUCACUGCUUAUCUGUGUUGCCUUUGGUCCUCGAGUUUUUCCAGGCAAGAAGGCAAAACUUGAUGAAGAAAAUUCGCCUUUACUUGCACACGAGCAGCCAAUUCUUGCGGAUCCAGCCACUGUCACCCGUGUAAAUGGGGCUGCAUAUGGGUCGUGUGACUCGGAAACUUCAAACAACCAGUCAACCAAAAAUGGGGCAAAGGACUCCAAGACAAAUGUUGACACCGAUGGUAAGGAGGGUAAGGAGAAGAGAGGAGGCAUUUGGUCCUCAAUGAAGGACUUGAAGGAACUCGCACCGUUUUUCUGGCCUUCAGGGAGGCCUCGCCUUCAGCUCCUCUUUGGAGCUGAGAGAGCGGUCAAUCUCUUGAUCCCUAUCCAACUAGGCUUAAUAACAGAUAUCCUCAGCAAAUCUCAAGGAGGACCUUUGCCUUGGGAACAAAUCCUAAUUUUUGCCGCACUUCGUCUCCUAGACUCAAGUGGAGGGUUACCGGCAUUAAGAAGGUUUAUGUGUAUGCCGGUGGAUGACUUCUCAUAUCUGAAACUGAGCACAACGGCUUUUAAUCAUGUUAUGUCGCUCUCUUGUGAUUUCCAUGACAAUAAGCACUCGGGAAGGCUAUGGACCGCAGUCAUUCGAGGCCAGUCUGUGAAAGACGUUAUCCACAGCAUUCUUUUUCUCGUUGCUCCAAUGAUUAUAGACCUCGUGUUGGCUGUUGGCGUGCUUUACUACGUGUUCGAUGGCUACAUGGCCCUAGAUGUUGCUACGGUAAUGGUGCUCUUCUUGUGGACGUCUGGAAAGCUGGUCACAAAACAAAAGGAUAAACGGCGAGAGUGGAAUGAGGCCCGGGGAGCAGAGUUUACUGCUCUAUGUGAAUCGACAGAGAACUGGCGCACAGUUUCUUAUUUUAGCCGCGUGCCGUACGAGAUAUCGCGAUACUUAUCUCUCGUACAAGCCCAAUUGAAAGCCCGGUUUAAAUUCCGAUUUUGGGAUCACAUGGAGAAUGCAACGCAGUCAGCUCUGUUAAUAUGUGGGCUUACGGCUGCUUGUUUUAUGGCGGCGUACCAUGUUUCUACCGGAGAGAAACCCAUUGGCAGUUUUGUUAUGCUGCUGAGCUACUGGGCCCAAUUAUCGAGCCCCCUGCAAUUUAUUGCUAAUGGGUUUGGGGAGAUGGCUCGCGAUUUGGUCGAUGUUGAAGAGUUUCUCUCAAUUCUACGCCAGAAGCCCACUGUCCAGAACUCGCCUGAUGCAAAACCUCUGGAGUUUGAAACUGGAAGCAUCAAGUUUACCAAUGUCAACUUUUCUUAUGAUGGUAAGAGGGGAGUACUCCGAAAUAUCAACUUCCAGGCUAAAGCUGGUGGCACAACUGCAUUGGUCGGCCAAACAGGUGGAGGCAAAUCAACCAUUUUGAAGUUAAUAUUCAGAUUCUACGAUCCCACUCAAGGUAUGGUGCAGAUCGAUGGGCAGGAUGUGUCCGGUGUGUCGUUAGAGACACUUCGUGAGGGCAUUGGUGUGGUUCCUCAAGAUCCAACUCUUUUCAAUGCUUCAAUUAUGAACAACUUACGCUACGGAAGGCUGGAUGCUACUGACGAGGAGGUAAUGGAAGCUUGCAAAGCAGUUGCUCUCCAUGACAGAUUUAUGAGCCUUACGGAUGGGUAUGACACCUUGGUUGGUGAGCGAGGUAUGAGAUUGUCUGGCGGAGAGCUCCAGCGUGUUGCCAUUGCACAAGCUAUCCUGAAGAACCCUCGAAUUGUUCUUCUAGAUGAGGCUACAAGUAGUGUGGAUAGUGAAACAGAGGUGAUUGUCCAAGAGAGUCUGAAAACGCUCACCGCGGGGCGGACCACACUAGUUAUUGCGCAUCGGCUCUCUACCAUUGUUAAUGCGGACCGAAUUGUUGUUAUAAACAAUGGUGAAAUCGUUGAGCAGGGAACUCAUGCUGAACUGAUACAGAAUCACGGAUACUACCGUCGCUUGUGUUUCCGCCAGGGAUUUCUAGAAGCAAGCGAACCUGAUAGUGGCACCCCAUUCUCAGAGACGACUUGCUCCUGCCAUCAAUAUGCGCCAAAUGCGGGGAGCUCAUGGAAACCCGAUGCCCCUGAAUUCAUACCUAAAGCAUACAAACCACCGGGCGAGAAUCAGUCACAGCCUCCCCUUAGCGAGUGUGAUUCAAAUAGACAACGACCAGGAGAUAAGUUAUUUUCGGAAUCAACUGUCGAUAUUUACGAAACAGACACGGACGACAGCUUCCAUAUUGAUACUGGACAUGACAAGGAAAAUAUUCGAGUAAAAUUCGCUGCGGAACGCACCACGAAUGCCAACAGUAGCGAGCAAACAUUAAGAAACGAGAUCAAACCAGGUCAGGAUGAACCCAAGGUGUUUUAUCCCACCAUGAACGAGAACGCGCGAGGCAACUCCCUAGGCUUUGACGAGGGAUAUGAUGCCGCUGCUGAAGGGCUCAUUGUAUCAAAAAAGCGCGGCGCGCAAGGCACCACUCGCAGGGGACUAUCAAGGAGCGAGCCGUCAAACAUGACAGCGCAAGUCAACAUGGAUGGUGAUGAGGACUCUGAUAACUGGCAGACUGUUGGCACAAGAGCGAAGGCUACCUCAAGCCCGGGCAAACCCCAUGCCCGAGGUCAAGCGCAUCCGCGCCGCCGUCGCAGACAUAGAAAAGGAAGAGAGAACUAUCAGAAAUCGGAAGCUGAGCCCUGA
This is a messenger RNA of Microsporum canis CBS 113480, 3195 nucleotides long. RefSeq names its product heavy metal tolerance protein. The coding region runs from base 1 to 3195 and encodes 1064 amino acids. Gene Ontology annotation, cellular component: membrane. NCBI's taxonomy places the organism in Eukaryota, Fungi, Ascomycota, Eurotiomycetes, Onygenales, Arthrodermataceae. Gene Ontology annotation, molecular function: ABC-type transporter activity; ATP hydrolysis activity; ATP binding. The transcript is spliced from 7 exons. Gene Ontology annotation, biological process: transmembrane transport. The record is from RefSeq and is a predicted model, not a curated record.